ACAUCAUUUUAAAUGGUAUUAAUUUAACAUACUUACGCAAUUUAAGUUUUAUUUGUAAAUAAGCAAUUAGUAAGAAUGGUUGAGACGCCGACUGUCAAAGUGGAGCUCCAGCAGGAGAAGGAAUUAGAUUGUAAGGAAAUAGAUAUAUAUCGUCACACCUUUAUACGUUAUAUGGGCUACAGCAAUGAGGUGGGAGAAGCUUUUCGUCCGCUCAUACCCAAGUCUAUUGUCGCCGCUUCUUAUGGCAUGGCUAUCGGUUAUGUGUGCACGGAUACUUUUGACAAGUCCUUGCGCAAGGAAAUGUCUGGCGCCAGUAAUCGUGAAGUGGCGCUGGUGGCAUCUGAUGUGUUCACCUGGCAGAUGCUGGCAUCGGUUAUAAUACCAGGAGCGGUUAUAAAUCGUAUUACCGCUGCCAGCAGAGCCUUAUUGCAGAAGUCGCCACCCAGUGUGUUGAAGACACUGCCAACUCUUAUAGGUCUGGCCAGCAUACCGCUGAUAGUGCAUCCUAUAGAUACGCUAGUAGAUCGUUUAAUGGAUGUCAGCUUUCGUAAGCUGGUGAGGUAAUAAGCUGUGCGGAGCAGCAGACAAUUAAACUAUAAACUGGUGCUAGCUGCUUUAGUAUUAAACAUUCCGACAUUAUUAUUUAGUAUU
This is a messenger RNA of Drosophila busckii, 651 nucleotides long. RefSeq names its product mitochondrial fission process protein 1. The record is from RefSeq and is a predicted model, not a curated record. The transcript is spliced from 3 exons. NCBI's taxonomy places the organism in Eukaryota, Metazoa, Arthropoda, Insecta, Diptera, Drosophilidae. Gene Ontology annotation, biological process: mitochondrial fission. The coding region runs from base 76 to 564 and encodes 162 amino acids. Gene Ontology annotation, cellular component: mitochondrion.